CAGGGAACACCUCCGAUUGACAGGGCGGACCCAGCAUCACCGGGAUAGCAACGACGUUCCAUCGCCUUCCGGGGCGUGGCUAAGGAAAGAGCCGGGACUUCCGGCCCGGCUGUCAACAGUUUCCUGUGCCGGCGGGAGGUUCCGUCCGUGAGCUUGCGGAAGCCGGAAGCUCGUGAGGCUUUUCCCGGCGGUAGGCGAGGUGGAGUCUGCGGAUCCCGGGGGAGACGCGAACGCUGGUCCCGUAGGUCCUCCGCCAGGCCGUCUCUUCCUCCAGGCCCCGCCAUGGCGACGUACACCUGCAUCACCUGCAGGGUGGCGUUUCGCGACGCGGAGAUGCAGCGGGCGCACUACAAGACCGACUGGCACCGCUACAAUCUGCGGCGCAAAGUGGCCGGCAUGGCCCCGGUGACGGCCGAGGGCUUCCAGGAGCGGGUGCGGGCGCAGCGGGCGGUGGCGGAGGAGGAGAGCAAGGGCACGGCCACCUACUGCACCGUGUGCAGUAAGAAGUUCGCCACGUUCAACGCCUACGAGAACCACCUCAAGUCCCGGCGGCACGUGGAGCUGGAGAAGAAGGCGGUGCGGGCCGUGAGCCGGCAAGUGGAGAUGCUCAACGAGAAGAACCUGGAGAAGGGGCUGGGCGUGGACAGCGUGGACAAGGACGCCGUGAACGCCGCCAUCCAGCAGGCGAUCAAGGCCCAGCCGUCCACGUCUCCCAAGAAGGCGCCCUCCGUGCCCACGGAGGAGUCCCGGAGGGCGGCGGGCGCCGGCGCGAGCCGACGGGGCCCCCAGGAGCGAGACCCGACGGAGAAGCCGCCCCGGCUCCAGUGGUUCGAGCAGCAGGCGAAGAAGUUAGCGAAGCAGCAGUGGGAGGAGAGUGAGGAGGACGGGGAGGACGACGAGGAGGAGGAUGAUGAUGAAGAUUGGGAAGAUAUUGAUUCUGAUGAUGGAUUGGAAUGUGAGAACCCUGGAGUGGAGGACCAGGAUGCAGAAGCUGCAGAAGCUGGGGAGAGCCCCCUACAGGGCGCCAUCCCAAUAACAGACUGCUUAUUUUGUUCCCAUCACUCAAGCUCCCUCGUGAAGAAUGUGGCUCAUAUGACCAAGAUCCACAGCUUCUUUAUUCCUGAUAUAGAAUAUCUUUCGGAUCUGAAAGGACUGAUUAAAUAUUUGGGAGAGAAAAUCGGUGUUGGCAAGGUUUGCUUGUGGUGCAACGAGAAAGGGAAAUCCUUCUACUCCACAGAAGCUGUGCAGGCACACAUGAAUGACAAAAGCCACUGUAAGCUCUUCACAGAUGGUGACGCUGCUUUGGAAUUUGCAGACUUCUAUGACUUUAGGAGUAGCUACCCAGAUUACAAGGAGGGGCAGGACCCUAGUGAAAUUGAGGCAUUAUUCUCCGAAAAGAUCUUGGAUUGUGAUGAUGAAACCAUGGAGCUGAUACUUCCUUCUGGUGCCAGAGUGGGUCAUCGGUCCCUGAUGAGAUACUACAAACAACGAUUUGGCAUGCCAAGAGCUGUGACAGUUGCUAGAAACCAGAAGGCUGUGGGCAGGGUGCUCCAGCAAUACCGAGCCCUGGGGUGGACAGGCAGCACAGGAGCAGCUCUCAUGCGUGAGCGGGACAUGCAGUAUGUCCAAAGGAUGAAGUCCAAAUGGAUGCUGAAGACGGGAAUGAAGAACAAUGCCACUAAGCAGAUGCACUUUAGGGCCCAAGUGCGAUUCUGAGAGGCUGUGAGUGAGUGAUGUAUCUCUCACUGCACUUCCUUCAUGUCCGAGGACCAGUGAAGCCAGAUUGCAGAAUGGGUCUUUUGCUGCUACGUCAUUUGUUCUGAUCUAAUAAAGUCAGAAUCAUGUUA
This is a messenger RNA of Peromyscus eremicus (cactus mouse), 1847 nucleotides long. It is a transcript of the gene Znf622, whose product is annotated as zinc finger protein 622. Bases 283 to 1716 code for a protein of 477 amino acids. NCBI's taxonomy places the organism in Eukaryota, Metazoa, Chordata, Mammalia, Rodentia, Cricetidae. Gene Ontology annotation, cellular component: preribosome, large subunit precursor. The transcript is spliced from 6 exons. The record is from RefSeq and is a predicted model, not a curated record. Gene Ontology annotation, molecular function: zinc ion binding; nucleic acid binding. Gene Ontology annotation, biological process: ribosomal large subunit biogenesis.